Molecule: messenger RNA, 567 nt
Organism: Tribolium castaneum (red flour beetle)
Lineage: Eukaryota; Metazoa; Arthropoda; Insecta; Coleoptera; Tenebrionidae
Exons: 1
Coding region: 1-567 (188 amino acids)
Source: RefSeq, a predicted model, not a curated record
AUGUGCCACGAAAACCCCAACUGGCUAACCAUCUUACCGACAAUUCUGCUAGGGCUAAGAACGGCGCUCAAACAAGAUCUGCAAUGUUCGCCUGCCGAGAUGACAUACGGCUCGCAGCUGAGAAUCCCUGGCGAAUUCUUCUUUAGCGCGCAGACCGACGACGGGUACGAAGACCCAGCAACAUUCGUCGGACUACUAAAAGAGCACAUGAGAAAGUUGCAGCCGGUACCCGCAACAGCCCACGACAAGCGAAAAGUGUUCGUGCACCAGGAGUUGCAGAGAUGUAGCCAUGUCUUCUUAAAGGAAGACGCCGUGAAACGACCCUUACAGCAGCCGUACACAGGCCCCUACGAAGUCCUUGAAAGGCGAGAAAAUAACGUCAAAAUUGACGUCAACGGCAAGGCAGUCCUAGUUCACCUGGAUCGCCUCAAACCAGCAUUCUUGGCACAGGACGUCGCUGAACCCCAACCUCCACAAACCGUCCCUUUUUCGGCCAGCCGCGCCUCCAGGGAGGAUAAGAGAUCGACCCGACCUCCGAUUAGAUUUCGCGACUACAUUCCGCAUUGA